AAGAGCCCUGUGUUCAUGAUAUCUCAUCAACAUGGUUGAGGGAGUGGAUUGCAAGAUUACCAAAGCAUUGAGGGCCGUAGGGUGGGACCACAACGUGUCGCAAGUCGGCAAUAUUAAAAUCAAAAAGACUGCACGAACAAUUGACAUUGUUAGGCAUGCAAGCUCUUCUCGGCGUCUUCCUGCACCUCUGACGUCACUGCACCAAAGACAAGCCUUACAAAAGUAACAAAUGCGUAGCAUGAUGGUGGUGUUGACAUCAACGAUACAUCCUUCUACCUAGGUCCCGCUCGAAUAUGCUCGCUGCAUCCAUCACCAUCAUCUUCUCGCCCUACCACAUCGGUCUGCGCGACCACCGCGUCGGCGAUGGCCCGAACCGUAUACGGGCCCUCGGUCUCGUAUCCCAGUUACAAAACCUAGGCGUCACCGUCCACAUCGACGAGAUCUCCUCCGUCGAUGACUUCGAAGGCGAGAUAGGUCGAAGUUUCGAAGUCCUCCGCCGUACCUCUCUAGCCGUCAGCAAAGCUCGAGAUGGCAACUCCUUCCCCUUCAUCCUCUCCGGCAACUGCAUGGCCAGCGUAGGAGCAGCAUGCGGGUUGGGUAUCAGGGAUCUCAACUUCAUCUACUUCGAUGCCCAUGACGACAUGGAUACACCUUCGACGAACGAAAAUGGAUAUUUCGAUGCCAUGGGCCUGUCCAUGUUGGCGGGCAAGAGCUGGCAUUGGCAUACGGAGCAGAUACCGGGGUACACACCGAUGGACUACAAAGACCGGUUCUUGUACGUCGGGCUGCGCGAUGUGAACGAGACGCAGAAGAAGACGGUCGCGGAGGCUGGAGCGGACGUCAUCUGGGGUGAGGCUGAGAAGGCUGUGGAUUUCCCGGGCGAGUUGGAAAAGCGACUUGAUGCGAGGGCUAUGUCGCCAUCGCUUGUGCAUCUCGACUUGGACGUCCUGGAUAAAAGUGUGGGCAUGGUUAAUGAGUUUGAAAGCGAGGGUGGACUACAGGAAGAGGAUGUAGUCAAGUGUAUGGGUUUGUUGCCGAAGAAGGUCACGCCGGUAUCGUUUACCAUGUGCUCUUUCAACCCGAAUCUGGGUGAUGGAGAUAAGAUCGCAGGUAUAGGUAUCCGCGCUGCCGUAGCAUUCGUGGAGUCGUUGAUCGUAACAUCAGUGCUAUUUGUGCAACGAUAGCGAAUGCGAUCAAGAGAAAUAUAUCAGACUUUGUAACAAUGAGACCGAUCACGAUUCGAGAAAAUGUAG
Molecule: messenger RNA, 1253 nt
Organism: Alternaria rosae
Lineage: Eukaryota; Fungi; Ascomycota; Dothideomycetes; Pleosporales; Pleosporaceae
Exons: 1
Coding region: 294-1184 (296 amino acids)
Cellular component (GO): cytosol; cytoplasm; nucleus
Molecular function (GO): arginase activity; manganese ion binding
Source: RefSeq, a predicted model, not a curated record